Molecule: messenger RNA, 2155 nt
Organism: Aureobasidium vineae
Lineage: Eukaryota; Fungi; Ascomycota; Dothideomycetes; Dothideales; Saccotheciaceae
Source: the annotation of a GenBank genome assembly
CACACUCGAAAGCAUGGCAACAGCAUUGAUGAAUGGCAUGCAUACAGCAGGCAUCUACUCGGACAUGACGGUCGAUGGUCCCGAAAUUGGCACCCUGGUGGCAAUUGUCGACCGCGCAAAGAAUCUGCCCAAUGUUAAGCGCAUGGGCAAGCAAAACCCAUACUGCGCCGCCAGGCUGGGCAAGGAAGCANAAAAGACCGAGACGGAUAAACAGCUUCGGUUCACCGUUCAUGACUCGCCCGACUACCACAAUCUCAAAGUCUCCAUCUUCAACGACGACAAGAAGACGGAUCUGAUCGGAGAGGCCUACAUCGGUCUGCAAGAUGUCUGCAUUCCAGGAGGAGGCAAGCAUGAUGGAUGGCACGCUCUCAACUUCAAAGGCAAAUAUGCAGGUGAGAUCAACCUGGAAUUGACCUACUACGAUACGCGACCACCGUCCGAGACCAAGAGGAGGGUGAGCGGUAUGAGUGCUGCCGACAAUGGACAACGAAAGGCUGCCAUCAAGCGGCGUCCACUGCCUGCCGAGUUGAACGGACCCCCAGCACCCGGCUCAAUCGUGCCGGACCACGCCAGAGGUCCGCGACAACUACCAGGACGACCAACAGAAGAUUGGACUCCUCAUGGCCUUAGACCACGGCCCCUACAUCAUGCCCAAUCUGCGCCUGCCGUUCCUGAAGCACACGACUAUGAUCAUGAUGAACUUGAUCUAGACUACCAUCCUGGCUACCAUCAACCCGUCAUGCCCGAACUGCCGCAACUUCCUCCUACCCGCAAGCAUCGUGGCUCUGUGCCUGCUCAGCCUACUGCGUCUCACGACUACCAGAACCACGAACACUACGGCCAUAGCCGCUCUCAGAGUAUUCCAACUCUCCCUCAUUCUUUCUCGUCUCCCAGUGUUGUGAAUUCUGACCAAGGAUGGCAAGAGCCUUUGCCACGCUGCUUACAACCUACCGUCGAGGACAUUGACGAGUAUGACUACGGCAGGGAAAUGCCUCCGGUGCCUCNNCCCUCACACACUAGAAGCCCUUCCCACACCAGAAGUCCAUCACACACCAGAAACGCUCGUUCCACAUCACGAGGUCCACCUCCAAGGAGCAUGUCCGUAGACGACUAUGCACCUCCACCAGCCCCUGGCUCAUACUACGGCUCAUCCCCUAAUUUCAGGGCUUCAUAUUCUGGGUUUCCUCCUCCGGCCCCCUCUUCAGUGGCAGCCUCAUCGCAUUAUCGCAGUCACUCGCGUGUGACUAGUCGCCAGAGCGUACCUGAUGCAUAUGCCAUGACCCCACCUCGAGCACAUCCUCUUGCGAACCAGAUUCGUCGGUCCAUGAGCCCUGCGCCUUCGGCAUAUACAGAGGAUUAUGGCCAGUACCGACGAUACAGCAACGAGCCAAGCCCCAUCAUGGCACGCCCUCCUUCUCGUAACGUCUCUCCUCUUCCUCCGCGCAACGUCUCUCCGCUGCCACCACGUAACAACAUUGACGCCAUCCGCCAUCCUGUCCGUACUUUCGCCAACGGCAGCGCUUCUCCCUCACCUACUCGCAAAGACGUUCCACGUCCUUCUACUUCUAAUGGCAACUUCUUUUCGCCCGAUGACUUCGACUCCCUCAACCCCAAUGCUUCCUCCAACUCGCCCUUCGCCUCGGGAUCAAAUCCGCACUCACCUUACCACAUUCAAAACUCGCCCGGCGGCGACGAUGAAGAAGGUGCUCGUCCUCUGCCAGACCCCAACGCCAAAAUCGUCGGCUUCGAUGGCAGAGUGAUCGAUCCUAGCGACCAUCUGCCUGUACACAGCUGGGCACCCGAGCCCGAGAAGAAGACCCCGACCAAGAUCUAUGGCUCAAACGGACAAAUCUAUGCAAAUGGUCUGGCAGGCCCCCACGGACGACCUGGUAUUUACGAAGGCCAUCACUCUGCAUACUCGACUCCUCCGCCCGCGAGCCAACCGCCUCACUAUGGCGACAUGUUUGGCAAGUACACUGCACCCAGUGGUGGGGACCAACAUGGAUAUGAGAACCAGAUGGUCCAGCACCAAGGUCCGGCGUAUGGGCAACAUGGCUACGGGGCUUCGGCGUUGAGUAAGGAAAUGGCAAAGAUUGACAUUAGAGGCUCAAGGAGGCCACUCAGCCGGGGCACUGUGAGAAGAGGUGCUUGGCCU